CGGGCGCGGGCGCGGGCGCGGGCGCAAACGGUCGCGCUCUGCGGCGCCGCCAUCAUGUCGCGGGAGUUCGAGCUGUGCCCCGGGCGGCGGGUGGGCGGCAGCCAGCCCUGCUUCAUCAUCGCCGAGAUCGGGCAGAACCACCAGGGCGACCUGGAGAUCGCCAAGCGCAUGAUCCGCGUGGCCAAGGACUGUGGAGCAGACUGUGCCAAGUUCCAGAAGAGUGAACUGGAGUACAAAUUCAACAAGAAAGCCUUAGAGAGACCGUAUAUCUCUCAGCACUCAUGGGGGAAGACCUACGGGGAGCACAAGCGCCACUUGGAGUUUAGUCAUGACCAGUAUAGGGAGCUAAAGAAAUAUGCAGAGGAGGUUGGCAUUUUCUUUACAGCUUCUGGCAUGGAUGAGAUGGCUGUGGAAUUUCUACAUGAAUUGGAUGUUCCAUUUUUCAAAGUAGGGUCAGGAGAUACAAACAAUUUUCCGUAUUUGGAAAAGACUGCAAAGAAAGGUCGCCCAAUGGUGAUUUCCAGCGGAAUGCAGUCGAUGAACACAAUGCAUCAGGUUUAUCAGAUUGUGAAGCCCAUCAAUCCAAACUUCUGCUUCCUGCAGUGCACCAGUGCAUACCCGCUUCAGCCAGAGGAUGUCAAUCUUCGUGUUAUAACGGCAUAUCAGUCAGCUUUUCCUGAUAUCCCCAUUGGCUAUUCGGGACAUGAAACUGGCAUAGCCAUUUCAGUGGCUGCUGUUGCUAUGGGCGCUAAAGUAGUUGAACGCCAUGUGACUCUGGACAAAACGUGGAAAGGAAGUGACCACCAAGCAUCCCUGGAACCAAAUGAACUUGCAGAGUUGGUGAAAGCCAUCCGUACUGUGGAAAAGGCAAUGGGUUCUCCAGUCAAGCAGCUCUUGCCCUGUGAAGUGGCUUGUAAUGAAAAGCUGGGAAAGUCUGUUGUGGCAAAAGUGACAAUUCCUGAAGGAACAGUACUGACACUUGAUAUGCUGACAGUGAAGGUGGGAGAGCCUAAAGGAUUUCCCCCAGAAGCUAUCUUUGAUCUGGUGGGCCAGAAGGUUAAAAUAAAUAUUGAAGAAGAUGAAACUAUCACGGAGCAGGCAAUGGAAAAUCACGUAAAAAAAGUGAAGUACUAAACCAAAGCAUUCAAGUUGGUGUUGCACUACUACACUGCAUAUUUAGGUGUAGCAGCAUGGUAGAUUAGAAGAGAAGGAGAAUCAUGAGAAUUGAAAUAGACUAGAAUGUUUAGGUUCUUGUUAGCGGAAAGUGUUCGCCGCAAAUGGAUUUCAAUUACGAAAGGCAGUUUUAUUGGAAACGGUAUAGCAUGCCAUACUUCUCCUUUUCCAUUCCGCCUAAACUAGUUUUAUUUGGAAGUUUGCCAAAUCUGAGACCAAGGUCUGCUGCUUCCAGCUUCCCUUUUCUGGUAAGAUUAUGCUAGAUGCUUAUAAUUUGUCUACACUGUUCUAAUGCUUUAUCUUUUGGCGGCCAGCUCUCCUGCCAUUUCUCUCACCCCUCUAACAACAGCUAGCUGGAGUUAAAUGGAGAAAAGUGAAAGGCUGUAUAAACUAAGAAGAAAACAUCACCCAUGCAACCUAAUGGAUUUCUCAGUUGGCUAGAAAGUCUCAAGAACUGGGUUGGAACCAGCUUGAGGUGUUGAGGUAUACAAAUGGAAAGUGAGACUGUACAGAGAAAGGGAGAUAUCUGUUCAUGUAAUGAACUCUGGGAAAACUUAGCCUCCCUGAGAAGACUGGAACCCAUUGUGAGCUACCUGAAGCCUGGAACCUUAGUGAAUUCUGCAAUGGCUUGGGGUACCUCUGUUUGUAUUGCCAGCCUGUUUACUGAAGUUAGGAGAUUUCAGCUAGGAAGGCAAAUUCUGGUCAGGAUUGAGUAGCAUCCUUCUUAGACCAUCAAGUGAAAACACUGUUUUUUUUGCUUUGUUUUUUACACUGGUCUUUGAAAUAGUCAAGGCUCGCGACUGUACUAGAUGCCGUCAUUAUGCUUCAUCAUUGUGCAUGGUGGUCUGUGGUCCUCUGUGUCCUCUGCUUUUGCAUCACAGGUUCUUGCCUUUCAAGCAAGAAAUGCAAUCCCAUUCCUCAUCAGCCUACUGCUCUUCUUUUUGUCCAUGAAAGACCCAGAUGGCAGCAGCUGCAAACCGUGAUGAAACGUAUGCAGAAACAGCAGCUGCAUCCCUCAGGCUUGUUAACACAGAACAACUUUGCUAUAAUGUAUCUUCAUUUGUCUGUAUCAGAAUUAUUUUACAGGUGAUGGUUAUUUGGACCUCGCUAUCUCUUGGUCAUGACUUGGUAUUUUGAAUGUAGCAGUGAUGUUUUUAAGUUAUGGGUUACUUGCUGUUUCUUUCAAAAUGUUUACACUUCUGUAAUUCUGAGGAGACUAGUCCUAUCUUUGAUGUGGGAAGAAGAGAUUCCUUGAGUGAAUCAUGUGCUUGUGACAGUCUGUAAGCUUUGAUUGAUGCAAUAUACUUGCCUUAUAUUAAGAAACUACUCAAUUGAUUUUUUUCUUUAAUUGCAAACUUAAAAAAAAAUAAAGCAAGCUUAUAAAAUAA
Molecule: messenger RNA, 2561 nt
Organism: Rhea pennata
Lineage: Eukaryota; Metazoa; Chordata; Aves; Rheiformes; Rheidae
Gene: NANS
Product: N-acetylneuraminate synthase
Exons: 6
Coding region: 55-1134 (359 amino acids)
Biological process (GO): carbohydrate biosynthetic process
Molecular function (GO): N-acylneuraminate-9-phosphate synthase activity
Source: RefSeq, a predicted model, not a curated record